UAACCUCUCACUCAAUGAAGAAAUGAUCUAGCAAGUAAGUCAUUCAGCUCCUAUUUGAACAGUUCUAACGACACGAAAGAUACUCAUUUCAUCCCAAGGCAACUCACUUCAUCUUUGGACAGCUCUAAGGUAAAAAAGCUGAGAGCCGGCCCCAGUCACUGAGCCACCGUCGAGGACUCAGCAGCCUCCCCCUCAAGCCCCCUCGCUUCCCGACGCUCCGUCCCCCCUGCCCGCCUUCUCCAGCAGCCGCCUUCUGCAGGCCGUUUCCACCAAGGAAAAGGAAUCGUAUCGUAUGUCCGCUAUCCAGAACCUCUACUCUUUCGACCCCUUUGCUGAUGCAAGUAAGGGUGAUGAUCUGCUUCCUGCUGGCACUGAGGAUUAUAUCCAUACAAGAAUUCAACAGAGAAACGGUAGGAAGACCCUUACUACUGUCCAAGGGAUCGCUGAUGAUUACGAUAGAAAGAAACUAGUGAAGGCGUUUAAGAAGAAAUUUGCCUGCAAUGGUACUGUAACUAAGCAUCCAGAAUAUGGAGAAGUAAUUCAGCUACAGGGUGACCAGCGCAAGAACAUAUGCCAGUUCCUCGUGGACACUGGACUGGCUAAGGACGACCAGCUGAAGGUUCAUGGGUUUUAAGUGCUUUUGGCUCACUGACGCUUAAGUGAGGAUUUCCUUGCAAUGAGUAGAAUUUCCCUUCUGUCCCUUGUCACAAGUUUAAAAACCUCACAGCUUGUAUAAUGUAACCAUUUGGGGUCUGCUUUUAACUUGGACUAGUGUAACUGAAAAGAGCCCAAAAAAAAAAAAAGCUCAGAGCCAAUCAACCUAUCCUACCUAUGAUCUUUAACAACUGCCUCUGGUUACUGACAUAUAUAAACGUGACAUUUAUCAGACUAUCAUAGAAGGAAACUGUAUAACGGAGUUACUACACAGAUAGAAGCAAAUGGAACACAGGGGUUAGAGGCCCUUUUUCUCCCCAGUGGCAUCAAUAAGGUGGUAAAAAGGCAAACACUGAUAGUCAGCAGACCUGGACUCUAACUUCAUCUUGGGGCAGGGGCGGGGCAGUAGUGAUCUUCUAAAACGGCUCCCAAUGAUCUCCACCUCCUGGUAUUCAUGUUCCUUUGGGGCUCUGCCCCCGGAGUGUGGCCUGGACCUAAUGACUUGCUUCUAAUGAAGAGAAUAUGGCAAGAGUUAUGAGAUGUCACUUCUGAGAUUAGGUAUAUAAAAGACUGAAUUCUUUGCUGCUGCCUCUCUCUCGCUCUCGCCACCUCUUGCUUGCUUUGAUGAAGUGAGCUGCUAUGCUGGAGAGGCCCACAUGGCAAGGAAUUGAAGGUGACCUCCACCCACCAACCGGCAAAGAACUGAGGGCCUCAGUCCCAUGCCCCGGAGGAAAUGAAUCCUGCCAAUGACCACUGAGAGAACUCUGAAGUCGGUCCUAUCCCAGACACACCUUGGGGUGACUGCAGCCCUGGCUGACACCCUAAUGGCAGCCUUGUGUGAGACCCUGAAACAGGGGACCCAGGUAAGUCCUGCCCAGGCUCCUAACCCACAGGACAGUGAUAUAAUAAAUGCAUACUGUUUUAUGCAGUUAAAUUUUGUCAUGUGGCAACACAUAACUAAGACACCCUGUAUAUUAAAAAAAAAAGUAGGGUGGGUAGAUGGAGAGACCCUAUGGAUUAAAAGAUUCUUAAAAGAUGUAUCAAUCAAACACAAUAUGUGGACCAGAUUCACACAAACUGUAAAAAACAAAACAGAUUUACACUGAUACAGAUUACAUUGAUAAAACAACCAGAAUUUGAA
Molecule: messenger RNA, 1795 nt
Organism: Hippopotamus amphibius kiboko
Lineage: Eukaryota; Metazoa; Chordata; Mammalia; Artiodactyla; Hippopotamidae
Product: eukaryotic translation initiation factor 1-like
Exons: 2
Coding region: 293-634 (113 amino acids)
Biological process (GO): translational initiation
Cellular component (GO): eukaryotic 43S preinitiation complex
Molecular function (GO): ribosomal small subunit binding; RNA binding; translation initiation factor activity
Source: RefSeq, a predicted model, not a curated record